Syngnathus typhle (broad-nosed pipefish) is the source of this 848-nucleotide messenger RNA. RefSeq names its product guanylyl cyclase-activating protein 2-like. Gene Ontology annotation, biological process: visual perception. Bases 62 to 649 code for a protein of 195 amino acids. The record is from RefSeq and is a predicted model, not a curated record. Gene Ontology annotation, molecular function: calcium sensitive guanylate cyclase activator activity; calcium ion binding. NCBI's taxonomy places the organism in Eukaryota, Metazoa, Chordata, Actinopteri, Syngnathiformes, Syngnathidae. The transcript is spliced from 4 exons. Gene Ontology annotation, cellular component: photoreceptor inner segment; cone photoreceptor outer segment.
UCUCAUCCGCAGAUUCCAUGAUGGAUUUGAUAAAGGUCAACGUCCUGGUGGAAGACAAACCAUGGGACAGGCACAGCAAACAGGGAGCUCCGAAGGAAUCGACAUUAAAGCGCUUCAGGAUAUGUAUAAAAAAUUUGUUAUGGAGUGCCCAAGUGGACUACUUUUUCUGCAUGAAUUCAAGCGUUUCUUUGGUGUGGACCCAAGCAGCGAAGCAUCGGAUUACGCAGAGAACAUGUUUCGAGCGUUUGACACGAAUGAGGACAAUACAAUAGAUUUCCUGGAAUUUGUAGCGGCCCUGAAUCUUGUUUUUCGGGGAGACAUGGAGCACAAACUGCGCUGGUCGUUCAAAGUGUAUGACAAAGACAACAACGGAUUUGUUGACAAGGAUGAGCUCCGGUCAAUAAUUCAUAGUAUUUAUUGUGUCAAGAAAGGAGGCACAAAGACAGACACAAAUGAGCCCCAUUUUACAGUUGACGAUGCUGUGGAACGAAUAUUGCAGGCUGUUGAUAGUGACGGCGAUGGUUGUAUUACAAUGGAAGAGUUCAUAAGAGGAGCACAGCAAGACCCGUGGGUGCUUAAUAUGUUGAAGUUGGACAUAAAUCCUGCACAAUGGGUUCUGGAGCAGAGGAGAAAGAGCGCACACUUCUGAAAAUGGCCAAGUGCUCAUUUCAAGGUUGAUGAGACAUCAAACCAAAGCCGUCGCCAUGCAGGGACAAGUUUUAACUCAGUUCCAACUCUUGAGCCUUUCAACCAUUUGCAUUUCAUAUUUAUUUCUCAACAAUAUUGGACUCUUCAUCCACCUUGUAUAAAAUUGAUACCGUAAUUUUCGGACUAUAAGUCGCGUUUUU